Messenger RNA from Onychomys torridus (southern grasshopper mouse), 881 nucleotides. RefSeq names its product testis expressed 43 (gene Spmip10). The transcript is spliced from 3 exons. NCBI's taxonomy places the organism in Eukaryota, Metazoa, Chordata, Mammalia, Rodentia, Cricetidae. Gene Ontology annotation, biological process: flagellated sperm motility. The record is from RefSeq and is a predicted model, not a curated record. The coding region runs from base 375 to 779 and encodes 134 amino acids.
GCCUCUUCCUCCCAAGUGCUGAGAUUACAGGCCUGCACCACCACCCUUGGUUUAUACAGUGUUAAAAAUUGAACCUAAAGUUCAGUCCUGCUAAGCGAAUACCACCAACUGAACUGUAUACUUAGGUUCAAAUCCAACAAUGUUUUCCUGUGUUUGUAAAAUAUGCAGGGUCUCCAAGUGUUUUCAUGUUCUAAUCAAUAAUGUUUUUCAUGAAGAGACUUACAGACACACUGAAAAUAGCUCUGAGCUGCACAUUCCUGGCUCCCAAGGGUUGCUGUGGCGUUAGCAGGAUGAUUGUUACAUCAGCAGCAGCAGUUUCAUCAGAAUUAGGCUGUAUGAGGUUCUAAGUGAGAAUUCUGUCAUUGCUGCCAGCGAUGGCUUUGGAAAAAGAUGCCUGUCCCGCUUUACCGAAACUGGACGACAGUGGUGCAGCAGAGAACGAAUCUAAGCCUGCCAAUAAGUGUGAUGACAUUCACUUGCCACGGUUCUCAAUAAAGCAAGGCAUGUUCCCAUCACGUUACGUUAUGCCUUGGAAAGAAAACAUGAAAUUCAGGAAUGUGAAUCUGCAGCAAGCAGAUGCAUGUGGGAUCUAUGCUGGCCCCUUGGAAGAUUCUCUGUUCUGGGGUCAUAGUGAGCGGCUUUGCCAUGGGGAAGAUCGGAAAGUCAUCAUGAAGAAAGGCCCACCAGAGAUAAAGAUUGCCGACAUGCCUUUGCAUUCGCCUCUCUCCAGAUACCAGAGCACCGUGAUCUCCCAUGGCUUCAGGAGGCGACUGAUCUAAUGGGCUGACCUGGGGGUAGUGGAUCACUUGCCCAACACACAAGAGGAUCAGGGUUCUAACCCCCAUUACUACUAAAAAGAAUAAAAUGAUAAAGUAGUUCAA